Suillus paluster is the source of this 516-nucleotide messenger RNA. RefSeq lists its product as uncharacterized. NCBI's taxonomy places the organism in Eukaryota, Fungi, Basidiomycota, Agaricomycetes, Boletales, Suillaceae. The transcript has 2 exons. Bases 1 to 516 code for a protein of 171 amino acids. The record is from RefSeq and is a predicted model, not a curated record.
AUGCCUGCAGAUGGGAAGCCUCUUGGAUUCAUACUAUAUGCAGACAAAGCAAAGUUGUCGUCCUUUGGCCGUGCCAAAGGUUACCCUGUUAUUGCUCAGAUCGCGAACCUCCCAGCUUCAGUCCGGAAUGGCGAAGGAGUUGGUGGUGGUCAAGUUGUGGGAUGGCUCCCAAUUGUCAAAGAUGAUCCUGCAAAGUCGGGAAAACAGAAGUUCGCAGAUUUCAAGGCAGCCAUUUGGCACAAAUCCUUCAAGACAAUACUGAAAUGUCUUAGAUCGAAAAGGAAGCAUGGUGGAUGGAUUGAAUGUUGGGACAAACUUCAACACCAUUUGUUUCCCAUUGUGCCAAUCUUGUCUGCAGAUUACGAGGAGCAUGGUGUUCAACAAUGUAUUCUUACUGAUACUCCACAUGACCUUUCAACAUUCCCAGAUGUGUUAUGUCGCUCAUCCGUGGAGUUAUGGGCAAAUUUCCAUGCCCCAUUUGUUUGGUCCCUUGGGAUGACUUGUUUGACUUGUUGA